This is a messenger RNA of Papaver somniferum (opium poppy), 1401 nucleotides long. RefSeq names its product beta-D-glucosyl crocetin beta-1,6-glucosyltransferase-like. Gene Ontology annotation, molecular function: UDP-glycosyltransferase activity. The transcript has a single exon. NCBI's taxonomy places the organism in Eukaryota, Viridiplantae, Streptophyta, Magnoliopsida, Ranunculales, Papaveraceae. The coding region runs from base 1 to 1401 and encodes 466 amino acids. The record is from RefSeq and is a predicted model, not a curated record.
AUGGAUUCAUCAAAAGAAGAAGAUUAUAGAAAAAGAAUUCGAGUUCUAAUGUUUCCAUGGUUAGCUCAUGGACAUAUAUCUCCAUUCUUAGAACUAGCUAAAAGACUUUCUUCAAAGAACUUCUACAUUUAUUUUUGUUCUACACCCAUAAAUCUAUCUUCCAUAGAACACCAACUCAUCGAUCGUGACCGCAAUCAAACAAGGUCGAUCGAAAUAGUAGAACUUAGUCUUCCUUCACUUCCAAAUUUUCCACCUCAUUACCAUACAACAAAAUCACUCCCACACCAUCUGAUGUCAACUUUGAAAAAAGCCUUAGAUUUAUCAUCACCAUCUUUCAAUAACCUUCUUUGUACCAUCCAACCGGACAUACUUAUAUACGACUUCAUACAACCAUGGGCUCCAACUCAAGCUUCUCACUUAAACAUCCCGGCAAUUCAGUUGUUAACAACUGGUGCAGCUUUUACUUCUUUCUUUGCUCACCUCGUUAAGAAACACCCAGACACCAAGUUCCCAUUUCCUUCGAUUUUUCUCUAUGAUCACGAAGAACGUAAAGUUACCAAGGAAAGUUCUUUUUCCGACGACAGUGAAGAUAGAGAACGCGUCUUUCAAUGUAUCGACAGAUCAACUGACAUAGUUUUGAUCAAUACUUUUAAAGAGAUUGAAGAAAAAUAUUUGGAUUAUCUCUCGUCUACAAUAGGAAAAGAGUUGGUACCAGUAGGACCUCUUCUUCAAAACCCUACUAAUAGUACUGGUUGCGAUCAUGAGCAAGAAAACAAGUAUAGAGAAUUGCUUGUUAACAAAGAGAAUUCUUCAGUGGUAUUUGUUUCAUUUGGUACGGAGUAUUUCAUGUCAAAAGCAGAGAUACAAGAAGUUGCUUAUGGGUUAGAGCUCAGCGAAGUGAACUUCAUAUGGGUUAUCAGGUUUCCUGGUGAUCAUAAGGAACGGGAUGGUAUAGGUCAAGCCUUGCCAAAAGGAUUUAUGGAGAGGAUUGCUGAGAAAGGAUUAGUUGUAGAAAAUUGGGCGCCUCAAGAAAAAUUAUUAGGGAGUGGUAAAAUUGGUGGAUUUGUCAGUCAUUGUGGAUGGAAUUCGGUGUUGGAGAGUAUGAAAUAUGGUGUUCCAAUAAUAGCCAUGCCACUGCAUCUUGAUCAACCAAUAAAUGCAAGAUUGGUGGUGGAGAUUGGCUUAGGAGUUGAGGUUAAGAGGGAUGCAGAUGGGAAGUUGGAUAGAAGAGAGAUUGGAGAAGUGAUUAGAAAGGUAGUGAUGGGAAAAGAAGGACAGGAAGUACAAGGGAAAGCCAAAGAAAUGAGUCACAAAAUGAGAUGCAAGGGAGAUGAAGAUAUUGAUGUGUUGGCGGAGAAAUUAAGGCUUUGUAACAAAGAAAGAAUACCAAAACAACAGUGA